CAAAGUAGUACGAAAAUGGAUAUGAGAUAAAGCGCAUUAUAUUGGCUAACUGAAAAUUCAUAAAAUUUCAACAAUAAUUGAUGGAAUAAGUACAACAGUUAUCGGACAAAAUGAAUAAAGGAAGUUUCACAGCUUCUCCAGUCCCGGCCAAAAAGGCUAAAUUCGGGGAUGAUGAUGAUGAUCUUGGAAGAACGUUCGAAGCCGAACUUGCGGAUAUGGAUUAUGAUGAUGACGAUUUUAACGUAACUCACAUUACUGGAGAGCCUUCAACAAGUCGACAAAUAAAUAGUGUCAAACCUGUUAUAGGACCCGAAUCCAAAACCACUUGUGAAAAAUGGAGUCGACCGGCACCACCUCCGCUAAAUCCAAGCAAAAAUUCUCUCACUUUCCAACAGAUUGAAGUCGACCAUUAUGUUGGUACCCACCUAGCAGGGAUGCCAGGUAGUAACGUGGGACCAGUACCAAUAAUGAGAAUGUUCGGAGUUACUUGGGAAGGCAACUCCGUUUGUUGUCACGUACAUGGUUUUUGUCCCUAUUUUUUCGUAACCGCACCACCAAAAUUCACUAACGAACAUUGCAAACCUUUCAAGGAUGCUCUUAACACUGCGGUCAAAAAGGACAUGAGAUCUAAUCCCGAUAAUGUACAAGAUGCUGUUUUAGCAGUAGAACUUGUAUACAAGCAGACUGUUUAUGGAUACGCAGGAACAGAGAAAUCACCAUUUUUGCGGAUAACCGUUGCACUACAAAAACUUGUCGCACCUUCCAAAAGGUUGAUCGAGUCAGAAAACAUAUAUCCAGCUUUUUAUCACGAUUAUCGAGCUUUCGAAAGCAACAUCGAUUUUGAUAUACGAUUUAUGGUUGAUACCAAUGUUCUCGGAUGUACAUGGAUCGAGUUGCCGGCCAACAGUUGGCGAUUUCACGUUCAAUCGACGACCCGAUGUCAAAUCGAGGUAGACGUCGCUUGGGACGCUUUUAUCGCACAUGCACCUGAGGGUGAAUGGUCCAAAGUGGCGCCGUUCAGGAUUCUCAGUUUUGAUAUCGAAUGCGCUGGUCGCAAAGGUAUAUUUCCCGAACCAAACCAUGAUCCGGUCAUUCAAAUCGCAAAUAUGGUCAUAAAACAGGGCGAACCAGAGCCAUUUAUUCGGAAUAUUUUUACCCUCGAUACUUGCGCUCCGAUUGUUGGAUGCCAAGUCAUGAGCUUCGGCACUGAACAGCUAAUGUUACAGAAAUGGGCCGAGUUUGUGCGCGAUUUGGAUCCUGACAUUUUCACCGGAUACAACAUCAACAAUUUCGAUUUUCCGUAUCUUAUAAACCGAGCUAAUCACCUUAACGUCAGGGAUUUUAGUUAUCUCGGUAGAGUCAAAAAUAUAAAAUCUGUUAUAAAAGAUCAAGUUCUUCAGAGCAAACAGAUGGGACGGAGAGAGAACAAAUAUGUGAACUUUGAGGGACGUGUUCCAUUCGAUUUGCUACUGGUUCUCGUGCGUGAUUACAAAUUGCGAUCAUAUACCCUGAAUGCCGUAAGUUAUCAUUUUCUUCAAGAACAAAAAGAAGACGUUCACCACAGUAUUAUCGCUGAUUUGCAAAAAGGGGACGCUCAAACUCGUCGUCGCCUGGCUGUUUAUUGUUUGAAAGACGCGUACUUGCCACUUCGAUUGCUCGACAAACUCAUGUGCAUUAUUAUUUACAUGGAAAUGGCAAGAGUCACAGGAGUCUCGCUCUCCAGUUUGCUCACUCGGGGACAACAAAUCAAAGUUGUUUCACAACUUUUACGUAAGACGAAAGAAAAAGAUUAUUUGAUACCCGUGCAUACCGGUCAGGGUAGUGAUGAACAGUUCGAUGGCGCAACGGUUCUUGAGCCCAAAAGAGGUUUCUACAAAGAUCCCAUCGCUACGUUGGAUUUCAGUUCUCUAUACCCGAGUAUCAUAAUGGCUCACAACAUCUGUUACACGUCUUUGCUCGGCCCAAAAACCGUAAAACAAUACAAUCUUCAGCCUGAUCAAUACACCGUGACUCCAUCGAACUCAUAUUUCGCCAAAGCGUCCCUGUGUAAAGGUCUUUUGCCAGAAAUUCUGGAAAAUUUAUUGUCAGCGAGGAAGAAGGCAAAGGCUGAAUUAAAGAAAGAGACUGAUCCGCUGAAACAAAAAGUACUCGAUGGUAGACAAUACGCCUUGAAAGUCUCCGCGAAUUCUGUUUACGGUUUCACGGGUGCUCAGCAAGGAAAACUGCCUUGCUUGGAAAUAUCUGGGAGUGUCACGGCUUACGGUCGAGAGAUGAUAGAAAAAACAAAACAGGAAGUGGAAACUCACUACAGAUGUGAAAAUGGUUAUGCGCACAAUGCGGUUGUAAUUUACGGUGACACGGAUUCGGUGAUGGUGAAUUUUGGAGUCAAAGAAAUUGAAGAAGCUAUGAAACUUGGAAGAGAAGCUGCUGAAUAUGUAACGGAUAAAUUUAUCAAACCCAUAAAGCUAGAAUUCGAGAAGGUUUAUUUUCCUUAUCUUCUUAUAAACAAAAAACGUUAUGCCGGACUUUACUUCACGAGACCCGACAAAUACGACAAAAUGGAUUGUAAGGGAUUGGAAACUGUGCGGAGGGACAAUUGUCCUUUGGUUGCAAAUAUGAUGAAUACGUGCUUGAAAAAACUACUCAUCGAUCGAAACCCGGAGGAUGCUUUGAACUACGCUAAGCAAAUAAUCAGCGAUUUGCUUUGCAACAAAGUUGACAUAUCGCAGUUGGUCAUAACGAAAGAAUUGACAAAAACGGAUUACACAGCGAAACAGGCUCACGUUGAGCUGGCAGCAAAAAUGAAGAAACGUGACGCCGGGACAGCGCCUAAACUCGGUGACCGUGUACCGUACGUUUUCAUAAGCGCGACCAAAGGCACACCGGCUUACAUGAAAGCCGAGGAUCCGAUUUACGUUCUAGAAAACAACAUUCCUAUCGAUACGACGUAUUAUUUGGAGAAUCAGUUGUCGAAACCUCUGGUUCGAAUAUUUGAACCGAUUCUCGGUGACAGAGCCGAGUCUCUUUUGCUCAAGGGAGAACACACGCGCACAAAGACUGUAGUUACAUCGAGGGUCGGGGCUCUCGCAGCUUUCACACGCAAAAAAGAAGCUUGCAUUGGAUGUCGCGCAGUUUUGUCGGCGGAUCGUGAAAAAAUGGCGCUCUGUAAGUUCUGCGAAACGAAGGAAGUUGAGUUUUACCAAAAAGAAUUGGCUACGGGGCGGAAACUGGAAGAAAAGUUUUGUAGAUUGUGGACCGAGUGCCAAAGAUGUCAGGGAAGUCUUCAUCAAGAAGUUCUAUGCACGAGCCGUGAUUGCCCAAUUUUCUAUAUGAGGAAAAAAGUCCAAAUGGAGCUGGAUACGCAAACAAAAAGGAUCGAGAGAUUCGGAAUUCCGGACUGGUAGCAAGUGUCAAACAAUUGCAUCGAUUCUCUUUGUCAAAUUAACGCAGGGCAUCCAGACCGAGAGCUUGAUGAACCUCUGCAACGCUCAGACAACCCGCCAUGUCUUGUUUGUUCGCCAGCACUACUAGAAUCGCCCCUUGAAGCUCGUCCUCCUGUAAAUGUUUCCAUUCGGUAUUCAUUUUUUUUUAUCGUUUUAGAACAACGAAAAUACUUCUUUUGCAUUUUAUUUUUGUAUUCACAAAAUCAUCAACGUAUGUUCUGCCCACUCACUACUUGUGAAAAAUGUUUUUUUUUUUUUAUUUUAUCCGCGUUGUAAACAUUCAUUUUUGAAACAUAGAGACAACAACCGCAUUGUGUUUUCAAAAAAUUUGGAUCGAAUGUUUCCGAUUAUAUAUUAGUAUAAUCAUUUGUGUUCGUCAUUGUGAUUUCCAAUAAAUAAUAUUUUCAAUAAUA
Messenger RNA from Venturia canescens, 3856 nucleotides. It is a transcript of the gene DNApol-delta, whose product is annotated as DNA polymerase delta. The transcript is spliced from 15 exons. The coding region runs from base 111 to 3404 and encodes 1097 amino acids. Gene Ontology annotation, cellular component: delta DNA polymerase complex. NCBI's taxonomy places the organism in Eukaryota, Metazoa, Arthropoda, Insecta, Hymenoptera, Ichneumonidae. Gene Ontology annotation, biological process: DNA-templated DNA replication; nucleotide-excision repair, DNA gap filling; DNA replication proofreading. The record is from RefSeq and is a predicted model, not a curated record. Gene Ontology annotation, molecular function: 3'-5'-DNA exonuclease activity; DNA binding; nucleotide binding.